This is a messenger RNA of Danio rerio (zebrafish), 2446 nucleotides long. The record is from RefSeq and is a predicted model, not a curated record. NCBI's taxonomy places the organism in Eukaryota, Metazoa, Chordata, Actinopteri, Cypriniformes, Danionidae.
GUUUUGAAACUCAGCUCCUUCAGAUCCUCUCAAUAUGCAUCCAUUCUCAACUGGGCUGUUCUGCGGUAUGGGUUACACGUAAUGGAGAUAAUUAACUUAGUAGCCUAAACUCUUGAAAUCGGAGAGUGCAGUGUAUGAAUGUAUUUCUGCAUGGUAAUAAUGCUCUGUUAUUAGUAAGCAGCCCGGCUUGGGGUGAGACGGGGACUCGAGCUGGUGCGUGCGCGCGCGCCAGAGAGAGAGAAACAGCAGAAACACCCAUCAACACAUCCGGAUCUGACACGAUGAAGACUGAGCAACUUCAGCAGUUGUGGAGGAGCUGCAAGAGCUCGAGUCAGUCUGAGGCUGGGGGAAAACCGUAAAGCCAUGCGGAGAAAGGAAGAAAAGUAACUGCAAAUGCAGUGAAGCACAAUUUACGCGUACAGAGCUGAGAAUGAACAGCACAGAUUCAGUGGGCUUUAAACGGAGCUCAGCCAUGAUGAACACCAUGACCCGGUAAUCUGUGAUUCUGUGGAGUGUACAGCCCACACAUCCAUGUGGCAGAGAUGUACCAAGAGGUCGCUUUCCUAGCAGGCAGCACCGAUCAUCAGUUUACCUCCUUCCACUUUAACCCUUUGGAAAACAAGCAUGAAAUCAGCAGUAAAAAGGGAGUGUUUUACAAGCGCGCACAAGUGCAACGCAAGGCCACAGCACAGGAGGACGAAGUUCACAGAAAUCGAGGAGCUGGAGCAGACGAGGGUUCUUUAUUUGACCGUACUGCCAUCAUCAACGUAGGUGGCAUUCGUUAUCGCAUACCGUGGUCCACUCUUGAGGAGUUCCCAUUGACACGUCUUGGGAGGUUGCAUAACUGCAACAAUGCCGAGGAAAUCCUGGACUUGUGCGAUGACUAUGAUGCUCGCUGCAACGAGUUCUUCUUCGACCGAAGCCCCAGCGCCUUCCGGUCCAUUGUCACGUUCCUGGCAGCCGGGAAGCUUCGGCUCCUGCGGGAGAUGUGCGCACUGUCCUUUCAGGAGGAGCUGUCGUAUUGGGGUGUGGAGGAGGCCAGUUUGGAGUGGUGUUGUUUGAGAAAGCUCCGUCUGCGGCAGGAGGAGCAGCGGGAGAGACUACGGCUAGAGGAGGAGGAGGCCGAGUUGACUUCUCCCCAUUCUUGUGAGGAGGCGCCAGCAGUUGGGAGCCCAGAGGAGGGUCGUUUGUCGGGCUGCAUGCACAGCCUAAGAGAUAUGGUGGAGAAUCCUCACUCUGGUAUUCCUGGGAAGAUAUUCGCAUGCCUCUCUGUGGUGUUUGUGGCCAUUACUGCGGUUACACUGUGUGUCAGCACCAUGCCUGACCUAAGGGAGGAGGAGGAGAGGGGCGAGUGCUCCCAGAGGUGCUACAACAUCUUUGUGCUGGAAACAGUGUGUGUGGGCUGGUUCUCCCUGGAGUUCCUGCUCCGCUUCAUCCAGACGCAAAGCAAGUGCACCUUCCUGCGCACACCCCUGAACAUCAUUGACGUGGUGGCCAUCCUGCCCUAUUACAUCACUCUAAUAGUGGACUCGAUGUCUGUGGGUGACCGUCCUGCCGGCUCUGGAAACAACUACCUGGAGAAAGUGGGACUGGUCCUGCGAGUUCUUCGAGCGUUGCGGAUUUUCUACGUCAUGCGUUUGGCACGUCAUUCUUUGGGACUGCAGACACUUGGGUUGACGGUUCGCCGCUGCACUCGAGAGUUCGGACUCCUCCUGCUGUUCUUGUGUGUGGCCAUGGCCCUGUUUUCUCCAUUGGUCUUUCUGGCCGAGAGUGAGCUGGGUGCCAAACAGGAGUUUACCAGCAUCCCUGGGAGCUACUGGUGGGCUGUCAUCUCAAUGACGACGGUGGGAUACGGUGAUAUGGUUCCGCGCAGUAUUCCUGGCCAGGUGGUGGCGCUCAGCAGUAUUUUGAGUGGAAUCCUGCUCAUGGCGUUCCCAGUCACAUCCAUAUUUCACACAUUUUCACGCUCCUACCUGGAGCUUAAAGAGGAACAAAAUCGGGCCACAAGACACAAGCCUGAUUCGCAGGACAGCACAAAGUCCCAAAACAGUGAGGAUUCACAGGACACUGACAGUUCUAUACAUGGGAUCACGGAGACCACCGCAGUCAGUGCACUCCACCGCAGAUCUGUGGCUGUGGCAAGUCAAGGAGCGCCACAGCUGCGGAGAUCACUGAAGUCAUAACGCAAACAGCUGACUGUAAGACUGAAGGAAAAAAUGUGAGGCCAUAUUUAGUACCUGUAUGAUCAGGUGACUUGACAAUUAUUGAUAACAGGACCAGGAGAAUUACAAGGAAAUGUUUGUAUGUCCAAAGCACAAUCAUUUAAGGUGUUGGUUUUUACCUGAAAGGAAUAUUCUGUCAUUUACUCACCCUCAUGUUGUUCUUGAUGACUAGGGCCAGACAGAAUCUGCUCACUUUUUUUGCUAUUUCUGCACAGAAUUUUUGU